Messenger RNA from Hydra vulgaris (swiftwater hydra), 1805 nucleotides. RefSeq names its product AP-5 complex subunit mu-1. Gene Ontology annotation, biological process: endosomal transport. Gene Ontology annotation, cellular component: AP-type membrane coat adaptor complex; late endosome; cytosol. The record is from RefSeq and is a predicted model, not a curated record. NCBI's taxonomy places the organism in Eukaryota, Metazoa, Cnidaria, Hydrozoa, Anthoathecata, Hydridae.
UAUAGAACUUUGUUGUUUAUAUUUUAUAAAAACUUCUUUAUUUCUUAAAAAUUAAUGUUAGAGAGUUAUUAUGUUGAGGGUGGUGGGGCUGCAACAAAACCAACCCCAGGUCAACUAAUUUGUUAGGUUGAAAAGGUUUUAAAAUGUAAAUUAAUUUUUUAUUACAUUACUUUAUUAACCAUAAAAUUUAAAAUAAUAAAAAAGAUUCAAUUGACAUUAAAAAGUACAAUAAAGUUCUGCAUCAAUGAUACUGCGGUGUUUUUAAAAAAAAUUUAUGUAAAUUAAAGUAUUAUUUGAAAUGGCUUUUCGUGCAGUUUAUGUUAUUAGCGCUUCUGAUGAAGAUCUUAAAGGAAUGCCAAAGAUUGUUUUUAAAAGAAAAUUUCCUGUUGUUGAAUCUAAACAUAAACUUAUUCAUGGUAGUAUGUAUUUACAGAUACCACCAAAUGUUGCUAGCUUAGUUGUGAGAGAAUUAAACAAAGAUCAAGAAAAAAGCUUGAAAAUGUCUCAUAAUUGCAUUUCAAAUAAUACUGCUCCAGUUUACAAUUUUGUUAAAGAAAAGCUUAACCCUGUUGUUGCAUUUCAAAAAGAUCAAUUUAUCUACAGCUGCAUUGUUAGUGAUGAAAGUAAUGACUUCCUUUCCUCUAGUGGUGUGCUAAUGGCUGUUGUUGCUCUUGAGGGAAUGUCAGCCAUAAUGGAAAACUCUGUUUUACUUGAAUCAAUUGAAGAACGAAUUAACUACCUUCAUCGUUAUGUUUUGAUAGGAUUUCCAUUUGGUAUUCCUGUUGAAUUGAAUGUCAACACUAUCUAUGCUUUACUUUCUACUGUAAAAAGUUCUACUGUUUUAAAGUCAAAAGCUCCUAUUUGGCGUCCAGUAAUUAUCAAAGGAAAGCAAACUAUUCAGUUGACGAUUAAAGAAAGUGUCAAAGCCCUUCAGUUUGGUCAGAAUAAUUUUGCAGAUGUCCAUGAGAUUUUUGGAACAGUUUAUUGCAAGGCUGAUUUGGAAGGAGCUCCUGAUAUCACAUUGAGCUUAAUAAGUCCACUUAAUUCAGGUGUGUUUAAUCAAAUGACUUUUCAUUCUUGUGUGAAGCAAGUGGAUGAGUUGACUUUAGUUAUAAAUAGAAAGAAGGAUGAUGAAGAACUUGUAUUAAGAAAAUUAAGAUUUUGUCCACCAUAUGAGGCUUUUCCUUUGUGUCAUUACGUUACUCAAUCAAAGGAAUGUCCUAUUAAAGUAUCUUUUAAGAUGAAGGGCAUUUCUGAAAGAGUUAGUAUUUCUAUACAGAUAUUUCUGGAACAUCAAAUGAAAAAUAGUUUUGAUUUUUUUAAUGUAAACAUACCUUUUUUUAACAGGGGAGCGAUUACAAAUGUUGAAGCCGCACCAAAAACUCAUGUUGUAACUGUAUCAGAAAACAAAUCUGAACUUCUCUGGUGUAUAGGUAACAAGUUUACCAAAAGAAAUCUGUAUGAAGCAUCACUUGAUCUUUCUGUAUCUUUUUCUCAUGGACAAUGUUUGGUUAAAGAUCAAUUUUUAAUUGGGGAAAACUCCUACAUUAAAGGCCAUUACAGUUCAUGAGGUUACUUUAUUGUGAUUACACUCGAAGAAGUUAGUCUAUUGUGGUUACACUCCUCUCUUAACUCUUUAACUCCAAAAUACAAACCUUGACGAACAAGACCACUAGGAAACAAUUUGAGUAUUGUAGUACCAGAGACAUUGUGGGGAUUAAACUAAAAACUUCUUGCUUAAGAAGCAAACUCUCUACCACUACAUUACUACCGCUUACAGUGGUGCAGUAGUUAGAGUUUUGGCU